UGAGGAAGGCGGAAGUUGUCUUGGGUGCUGUGCUGGGGUCUCCGCCGGGGGAAAGCCGUGGGCAGGCAGAGUUCCGGCAAGUCCGGCGGCGCACCAUGAGUUCCUAUCUCUGCCCAGAAGUCCCACCUAUCCUCUUCAGCUCUUUAUUAAAGAAAUCAGAAGUUGCCUUGGCAGAGACAUACCUUCACAGUGUACAAAAAGAUUAUCCCAUAACCUUGAACCAUUUAGGAAGAACUCAGAAUGCAGUGACCUAUGAUGAUGUGCAUGUUGACUUCACCCGGGAAGAGUGGGCUUUGCUGGAUCCCUCCCAGAAGAAUCUCUACAAGGAUGUGAUGCUGGAGACUUACAGGAAUCUCACUGCUAUAGGCUACAAUUCGGGAGACCAUAAUAUUGAAGAACCUUGUCAAACUUCUAGAAGAAAUGGAAGGUAA
Messenger RNA from Microtus oregoni (creeping vole), 431 nucleotides. RefSeq names its product zinc finger protein 431-like. The record is from RefSeq and is a predicted model, not a curated record. Gene Ontology annotation, biological process: regulation of DNA-templated transcription. Lineage: Eukaryota; Metazoa; Chordata; Mammalia; Rodentia; Cricetidae. The transcript is spliced from 4 exons. Bases 96 to 431 code for a protein of 111 amino acids.